CUUAUACGCCGCAACCAUCAUGAAUAUGGUCCGUUGUGUUCUGAAAGAAAAAGAGUGCCGAAACCUUACUGGGCUGAAGCUGCUAAUUGGGUGGCACAUGUUCUCAAUAUCAGCGAUAAAAGAAAAGACACCAGAAGAUGAUACAUUGUGGAACAGAAGAGCAGCUUGCGGACAUCAUGACAAAGCCACUUAAACUGGGAGUUUGUGAUGAGUUAAACUGGGAGUUUGUAAAUACAAUCAGUUUAGGAGAGGCAUUGUUGGGUUAGACUUGGUCGCGUUUUGUUAGCAAGUAGUUAAAUAAACUCCUAUCUUUCAGGAGAUAGUUAGUACUGUAUUGGGUUAGAUUUUCACUUUCUGUAGUUAUCUUUGUAAGGCUAUUUAUAAUCCAGAGCUUGAAUAUUUCUCUGCAUACUAUAGUUUCAGUUUUAACAGAGAUAUGAUGGUGAUGAUGAUGAAAUUUUUGAUAUCAAAUUCUCGAUUCCUACCACAUUCUGCUGCUUCACUUCAUACAUCCUUUUGUUUUUCUGCAGUUUCUCACUUCUCCACUAAACCAAACCCUAAUAUUUCCCUUAAAUCCAAACCCCAAUUCCCUUAUUCUUCUAAUCCAGCUCAUGCUCGUCUUCAACAUUUACUCCUUGACAAGUCCAAGGUUGGUUUCGAUAAACUCGAUGAUGCUCUUCGAGUGUUUAAUAAAAUGCUCCUUAUGAAACCUCUGCUUCCUGUUAUCAACUUCGCUCAACUACUAGCUGCCCUUGUUAAAAUGAAAGAGUACUCUGUAGCUGUCUCCCUUUUUAGGAAGAUGCGUGUAGAAAGCAUCCCUGUUAGUGUAAUUACCAUUAAUACUGUCAUUAACUGUUUCUGUCACUUGAAUCGUGUCGAUUUUGCCUUUUCACUAUUGGCUGGAAUCAUCAAGCACGGUUUUGUCCCUGAUGUGGUUACUUAUAACACUCUCAUCAGGGGCCUUAUUUCCCAAGAUAUGCUUCAAGAGGCUCAGCUUUUGUUCCAGAACCUCAUCAGAUUUCAACUUAUUCAACCCAAUGUUGUAACCUAUAACACAAUCAUCGACGGCAUCUGCAAGAGAGGGAAUCCUUCGGUGGCUGUUAAGUUGUUCAAAAUUAUGGAGAAGAAAGGUUGCAAGCCUAAUACUGUAACUUACACAACAAUUAUUGACUGUUUGUGUAAGCAUAGAUUAGUUGAUCAAGCAUUGGGUCUUCUCCACCAAAUGACAAAGAAAGGCGUAUCCCCAAAUGUUAUAACCUACAGCUCAUUAAUUCAAGGGUUGUGUGACGUUAAUCGAUGGCAUGAUAUCCGUCAAUUGCGUAAGGAGAUGGAUGAUAGGAACAUCUCUCCAAAUCUUUAUACUUUCAACAUAUUGGUUGAUGCAUAUGGCAAAGAAGGACUGAUUGAAGAUGCAGAGGAUGUGAUAAAGUUGAUGAUUCAAAGAGGAGUAUAUCCUGAUGUAGUCACUUACAGUUCACUCAUGGAUGGAUACUGCUUGCGGGGAGAGGUUGAUAAAGCUCUAGCAGUGUUCGAAAGCAUGAAGAGAAAGGGAAUAUUGCCUAAUAAUUUUAGCUAUAAUAUCCUCAUCAACGGUUAUUGUAAAAAGUGGAAAGUGGACAGAGCCGUAGAUCUUUUUCAACAAAUGCCCGAUGAUGGUUUAACCCCAACUACUGAGACUUACAAUACUAUACUGCAAGGUUUUUUUCAUGUGGGUAGACAUGUUGAAGCACGGAAAUUUUUUAUGGAAAAGAUAAUUAACCAAGGUGUUGAGUUGAAUGAAGUGACAUGCCGUAUUUUGUUGCAUGGUCUUUGCCAGAAUAGUUAUGUUGUUGAAGCACUAUCCUUUUUUCAAAUACUGGAAUCCAAGGGGUUAGUUCCUGAUAUACAUGUUUACACUAUUCUGAUUGAUGGACUAAGCAAAAUUGGACAUCUUGAGAAAGCAAGAAGCCUUUUUGACAACCUGCCUUUGAAAGGUUUGCGGCCUGACGUCAAGACAUACACAAUGAUGAUCCAAGCAUAUUCUCAUGAAGGGUUAUUUGAGGAAGCAAAUGACCUCUUCUGGGUAAUGGAAGCAAAUGAUUGCUCGCCGGAUAAUGUGACCUACAAUACACUUAUGCAUGGUUAUUUACACAGUAAGAAGUACUAUGAAGCAGGUGUACUCCUGGAUGAAAUGCGUACUCGCGGCUUUAAAGCAGAUGCAUCUACCGCGUCUGCUUUACUGGAUUUACUUGAAGUGCAAGAACAGGAUCCCGCUCUCCUUGCUUUGCGCAAGAAGUACUUGCCGUAGGUGUAACAAAAGGAGAGUGGUAAGAUACAUAAUCUUAUCUAUUUUGCCAACAUUUUCCAAGGGUUUGAUAACCAAAUUUGCAGGCAAUAACAGUCGUGAUAAUGGCAUGUAGUAUAGAUAGAGGCUCUGCUACUACACUGUCAGAUGUCAUUGUUGUAUACUUUGUUGUUCUUCUCCUAUCCAGUAGUUUAUUUUUUCAACGUACUGCAGUUACAAGUUGUUGGGGAGUAUAGUGAUUAGUGAAGCAAGUGUACUCAUAGAAAUGAUGUGUGCUCAGGGUUUCUCAGCCGAUGCAUUUACAACAUCCUUGUUCCUGGGAUUACUUGAAUCAAAAGAACAGGAUCCUGCUCUGCUUGCUUUGUGUAAGAAGUUCUCGAAAUAAAAUUUGUAUAUUCCAGUCCGGAUUGUAAUGGCUCAAUGACGCGCUUC
Molecule: messenger RNA, 2716 nt
Organism: Daucus carota subsp. sativus
Lineage: Eukaryota; Viridiplantae; Streptophyta; Magnoliopsida; Apiales; Apiaceae
Product: putative pentatricopeptide repeat-containing protein At1g12700, mitochondrial
Exons: 1
Coding region: 437-2287 (616 amino acids)
Molecular function (GO): mRNA binding; protein binding
Source: RefSeq, a predicted model, not a curated record